This is a messenger RNA of Actinia tenebrosa (Australian red waratah sea anemone), 1087 nucleotides long. Its product is annotated as mitochondrial fission process protein 1. Gene Ontology annotation, cellular component: mitochondrion. The record is from RefSeq and is a predicted model, not a curated record. Lineage: Eukaryota; Metazoa; Cnidaria; Anthozoa; Actiniaria; Actiniidae. Gene Ontology annotation, biological process: mitochondrial fission.
ACGAAAAGCUAAGUUUGUGACCAAAUGCGACAAAAUGCAUUAGGUUUGGGGCUGAAAAGUUUUUCAUUACUUUGAUGUAUUUUCAGUGCGGCUCUAAGCCUGGUUAAUGACUUUGCUGCAGUUGUCAAAAAAUAAUAAACCAUCGCCAAGAAUGAAAUAAUUAAGAUUGUUUACGCAAUCAAAGAUGGCGGACGAAGACAAACAUCACAAGACUAUGUCUUGGAAAUCUAGUCUAUUUGGACACAAAGACGUAGAUAUUUUUAGAGAUACACCUAUUCGUUACUUAGGGUAUGCUAAUGAGGUCGGAGAGGCAUUCAAAACACAUAUUCCCAAGUCCCUGUACUAUGGUAGUUAUGUGGUUGCCUCAUCGUACUGCCUAGCAGAUGCCAUCAGUAAAGGACGCAAAAUAUAUGAGGAGGGGAGUGCAUUGCCUAUGGCUGUUAGAAGACGACGUACAAUAGAAACAGCAGUAGAGGCUGGAGUAUGGCAGGGUCUGGCAUCAGUAAUCAUACCAGGGUUUACAAUCAACAGAAUUUGUGUGUCUUCAAGGUUCAUCUUAAAACAAGUAGCACGAUCUAUGCCCUUGCAUACCCAAACAUGGUUGACUACUCUUGUGGGCUUAUCUAUGAUUCCUGUCAUCAUCAAACCCAUUGACAGGGGCGUUGACUACCUAAUGGAAGGUGCAUUGAACAUGUUAAGAGAAUUGGGUGUUGUAUCUGAAAAUGUUGACAUUGAGUAAUCAAUUGAUCAUAUUGACUACACGGCCAAUCAGUCUUGAAAUUCAGGCACAUUUGUGGUCUAAAUUAUUAUAGUGACAGAAAUCAGGUUGAUAAGACAACUGGAGUUUCUAACUACGUUGAUAUAUCAUAUCAAUAAUAUAUUAUAAAAUUAAUAUGCUAUAAUAUAUUUUUCAGAGUCAAAAGAUGUGUUUUUUAUAUCGGGUAGAUUUUAUGAAUCUGAUUCAGAGGCAGAAAUUAUUAUUAUUAUCAUAGUACAUGUAAGUACUAGAGUACAAACACUAUAAAUUCGUAACGCAAAUACCAGUAAAAUACUGCUAAAUAAUGCUAAUGCUAUUGUUUUAACACUA